ACUGUAUCUGCGGCGAUUCUGGAAUGUUUAUCCAGUGUUCAGAUUUCCUGUUUGAGUGUUUGGAUUUCCUGAAAUCCUGGCUAUCAACCCAAGAGCUGCCCCGCGAGCAGACUCUUUUUUUUGUUCGUGUGGCUCACAUGGUUGGCUUUCCUUCCUGCUCUCUUCCCAGUCGUAGUGCCUGUGUCUCCUCACCGCUCAGGGCAUUCAUGGAUGCAAACCAAAACUUCUAACCUCCAGAACUCGGUGGAUCCCCCUCCAUUGGAUUGCACUGGAUUGGAUUUUUUUCUUCUGACUGGGAUUAAUAACUGAAGAAACAUGGUCUCUUUCAGCUACUUGUGGGAGAAUAGAUUCUAGCCUAAGAUGGAAUAAUGGCCUUAGGUUUGAGAAGCAAAUCUGGAAUGGGAAUUCAAACCACACAAUUCCUGGUAAUUUUCUUGUGGUGACAGAUGAGACAUGAGAUCUUCAGCCUCCAGGCUUUCAAGUUUUUCUUCAAGAGAUUCAUUAUGGAAUCGGACCAUGCCGGACCAGAUCAGCGUGUGCGAGUUCAUCGCCGAGACCACGGAGGACUACAACUCGCCCACCACGUCCAGCUUCACCACGCGCCUGCAGAACUGCCGCAACACCGUCACGCUGCUGGAGGAGGCAUUGGAUCAAGACAGAACUGCACUACAGAAAGUGAAAAAAUCUGUAAAAGCAAUAUAUAAUUCUGGGCAAGAUCAUGUUCAAAAUGAAGAGAACUACGCACAAGUACUAGAUAAAUUUGGAAGUAAUUUUUUAAGUCGGGAUAACCCAGAUCUUGGCACUGCUUUUGUAAAAUUUUCAACGCUUACUAAGGAAUUAUCAACGCUGCUGAAAAACCUGCUGCAGGGUUUAAGCCACAAUGUUAUCUUCACUUUGGAUUCUCUUUUGAAAGGAGACUUGAAAGGAGUUAAAGGGGAUCUUAAAAAGCCAUUUGACAAAGCCUGGAAGGAUUAUGAGACCAAAUUUACAAAAAUUGAAAAGGAAAAAAGAGAGCAUGCAAAACAGCAUGGGAUGAUAAGAACAGAGAUAACAGGAGCUGAGAUAGCGGAAGAAAUGGAGAAGGAAAGGCGGUUAUUUCAGCUCCAGAUGUGUGAAUAUCUCAUUAAGGUUAAUGAAAUCAAGACAAAAAAAGGUGUGGACCUUCUACAGAAUCUUAUCAAGUAUUAUCACGCACAAUGCAAUUUUUUCCAAGAUGGCUUGAAAACAGCUGAUAAACUGAAACAAUAUAUUGAAAAAUUGGCUGCUGAUUUAUAUAAUAUAAAGCAGACACAAGAUGAAGAAAAGAAACAGCUUACUGCCCUCCGAGACUUGAUAAAAUCCUCUCUCCAGCUUGAUCAGAAAGAGUCUAGGAGAGAUUCCCAAAGCAGGCAAGGAGGAUACAGUAUGCAUCAGCUUCAGGGAAAUAAGGAGUAUGGUAGUGAGAAGAAAGGUUAUCUCUUAAAGAAGAGUGAUGGGUUAAGGAAGGUGUGGCAAAGAAGGAAGUGCACUGUCAAAAAUGGAAUUCUUACCAUAUCACAUGCAACAUCCAACAGGCAGCCUGCUAAACUGAAUCUACUAACCUGCCAAGUGAAGCCAAAUGCUGAAGAUAAGAAGUCUUUCGAUCUGAUAUCACAUAACAGAACAUACCAUUUCCAGGCAGAAGAUGAACAGGAGUAUAUAGCAUGGAUAUCAGUGUUGACUAACAGCAAAGAAGAAGCUUUAAACAUGGCAUUCCGUGGAGAGCAGAGCACUGGGGAAAACAGUUUAGAGGAUCUAACAAAAGCCAUUAUUGAUGACAUACAGAGGUUACCUGGAAAUGAAGUCUGCUGUGAUUGUGGAUCACCAGAUCCAACGUGGUUAUCAACUAAUCUGGGCAUUUUAACAUGUAUAGAGUGUUCUGGAAUACAUAGAGAAAUGGGUGUUCAUAUCUCCCGAAUUCAGUCUUUGGAAUUAGACAAAUUAGGAACAUCUGAACUCUUGCUGGCCAAGAAUGUAGGAAAUAAUAGUUUUAAUGAUAUUAUGGAAGGGAAUUUACCUAGUCCUUCGCCUAAACCCACUCCAUCAAGUGAUAUGACGGCACGUAAAGAAUAUAUCACUGCUAAGUAUGUAGACCAUAAGUUUUCUAGAAAGACUUGUGCAUCUGCAGCAGCUAAACUGAAUGAACUACUUGAGGCUGUCAGAUCCAGGGAUUUACUUGCACUAAUUCAAGUCUAUGCAGAGGGAGUAGAGCUAAUGGAGCCGCUCUUAGAGCCCGGACAGGAGCCAGGUGAAACAGCACUUCAUUUAGCAGUCCGGACUGCUGACCAAACCUCUCUCCAUCUGGUUGACUUCCUUGUACAAAACUGUGGAAACCUGGAUAAACAGACUGCAUUGGGGAAUACGGUUCUACACUACUGCAGUAUAUAUAAUAAGCCUGAGUGUCUGAAGUUGCUUCUGAGGGGCAAGCCAACUGUUGAUAUAGUAAAUCAAGCGGGAGAGACAGCUCUGGAUACGGCAAAGAGGCUGAAAGCUAUCCAAUGUGAAGAACUGCUUUCCCAAGCCAAGUCAGGAAAGCUAAAUCCACACGUACAUGUAGAAUACGAGUGGAACCUUCGGCAGGAAGAAAUUGAUGAAAGUGAUGAUGAUUUAGAUGACAAGCCUAGUCCUAUAAAAAAAGAACGUUCUCCAAGACCCCAGAGCUUUUGUCACUCUUCCAGUCUUUCUCCACAAGACAAAAUGUCUCUGCCUGGAUUUAGUACUCCUAGAGACAAACAAAGACUCUCCUAUGGAGCCUUUACCAAUCAGAUUUUUGUCUCUACAAGCACCGAUUCACCAACCUCUCCAACAGCAGAUGCUCCUCCUCUCCCUCCUAGAAAUGCUGGAAAAGUACCGGUCCUACCAUUAGCUGGAAUAUUGGUUCUUCCAUUUCUCUCAUUCAGUGGUCCACCUUCGACACUCCCUCUAAACACUCAAACCUCUAGUGGCAGCUCCACUCUUUCCAAGAAGAGACCACCUCCCCCACCCCCUGGACACAAAAGAACCCUCUCCGACCCACCAAGCCCACUACCUCACGGACCCCAGAAUAAGGGCCCAAUUCCUUGGGGUAAUGAUUUGGGCCCAUCUUCGACUAAGACUGCAAACAAGUUUGAGGGGAUGUCUCAGCAAUCAAGCACUGGGACUGCAAAGACUGCACUUGGACCAAGAGUUCUUCCUAAACUACCUCAGAAAGUGGCACUAAGAAAAAUAGAAACCAGUCAUCAUCUUUCAAUAGAUAAACCGAGUCCGCAUGCAGAAAUCUUCCUGAAGUCUUCGCAGUCUAUCGAUCUGCCACAGAAACCACAACCUGGAGACUUGCCCCCAAAGUCUCAACCUGUGGAACAAACCCAGAAACCUCAAAUUGGAGAUUUACCCCCCAAACCAGGAGAGCUCCCCCCAAAACCUCAACUAGGAGACUUGCCACCAAAACCACAACUUGGAGACUUACCUCCAAAGCCACAAAUGAAGGACCUUCCUCCCAAACCUCAGCUAGGAGAGGUGUUGGCUAAAACUCAAGCCAGAGAAGCAUCUCCAAAGCCUCCACCCACUGAGACCAAUCAGAAAUCUCACUCCUUGGAUCUGUCUCCAAACGCACAGUCUAGAGACGCCGUCCAAAAACAACCAUCUGAAGAUGCUAAUGACAUAGCGCACAGCCUCCCAGAGACCCCCGUGCCGCUCCCCAGGAAAAUAAACAUGGGGAAAAACAAAGUCAGAAGAGUAAAGACCAUUUAUGACUGCCAAGCAGAUAAUGAUGAUGAGCUUACCUUUGUUGAAGGAGAAGUAAUUAUUGUAACUGGUGAAGAGGACCAAGAGUGGUGGAUUGGCCACAUCGAAGGACAGCCGGAGAGGAAAGGAGUCUUCCCUGUGUCCUUUGUGCACAUUCUGUCAGACUAAUAAACAUACAAAACUUGAGCAUUGCACAUCCUUCACGCAAGACGGGCUUUUUAGCAAAAGCAAACAGCUGCUGCCUCCCUGUAAUCCUGUGCACAACUGUAUAUAUAGCUGCUGUUACAAAAUAAGAAUUCAUUUAAGGUCAACCUCAUGAGGUGAAUUAUCCGCAUUGUAAAUAUACCGUGUUAUUCUGCCUUUGCCAGUAUUAUGGUAGCCUUGGAACCUGGCACGCCUUAUUGGGUUUGUUGAAGCCAUCCUUGGCAUCUAGCACUUACAUCUCUGUCCAUGCUGUUAAAAUCGUGUACAAACUGCCAGCUUUCCAAAUAUAGGUGGUUUCAAUCACCCAUGUAACUGUAUAGAAAUGACUGUUCCUAACAAACUCCGUAUUUUCAAUUAUAUGAUUAGAAAGUUAGAUUCUGUUUUCAAAGUGAAUGGUUUGGGCCCUUUAAAGACCAGUCUAGAGUUUUUAAGUGUACACCAUUUACAGCUAUGAAACCCACUUUGGUAUUUAUUAAAUGAAGUGUUCAGUUAAGUGUUAUUAUAAAAACAGCAACAGAAAUAUUCACUGACUUUACAGACAGCAGUAGCAUUUCUGGGUGCGCAUCCAGCAU
Molecule: messenger RNA, 4517 nt
Organism: Gavialis gangeticus (Gharial)
Lineage: Eukaryota; Metazoa; Chordata; Crocodylia; Gavialidae
Gene: ASAP1
Product: ArfGAP with SH3 domain, ankyrin repeat and PH domain 1
Exons: 32
Coding region: 454-3909 (1151 amino acids)
Biological process (GO): positive regulation of GTPase activity
Cellular component (GO): cytoplasm
Molecular function (GO): protein binding; GTPase activator activity
Source: RefSeq, a predicted model, not a curated record